This is a messenger RNA of Symbiodinium necroappetens, 1638 nucleotides long. Lineage: Eukaryota; Dinophyceae; Suessiales; Symbiodiniaceae. The record is from the annotation of a GenBank genome assembly.
AUGCUCAAGCAACUAACCCUACAAAAUUUUGUCCUGGUGACUGCCCUGGACAUCGACUUCAAUGCCGGUCUGACUACCAUAACCGGAGAGUCUGGCGCGGGUAAGUCCAUCCUCCUGAAUGCACUGGGUCUGCUGCUGGGUGAACGGGCACGCACUGAGGUGAUCCGCCCGGGUGCGGAUAAAGCGGAUGUUUGCGCGGAAUUCGAUUUAGCGCACCUGCCCGCGGUACAAGCACAGCUGGCCGAAGCUGAGCUGCUCAGCGAGACGCCGGAGCAGGUGCUGGUGCGUCGGGUGGUCUCCAGCCAGGGUCGCUCACGCGCCUUCGUUAACGGCAUUCCCGUCACUACUGCAUUUCUGAAAGACCUGGGCGAGCAACUGGUAGACAUUCACGGCCAGCACGAACACCUGCGCCUGGCUAACCGCAACACCCAGCUGAGCCUGCUCGACGACUACGCGGGUCUGACAAAAACUGCGCUUGAGGUAGGCACCCUGUAUCGCGACUGGCAGGCAGAAAUCCAGCGUAUAGAGGUAUUAGAAGCGCGGCUGGCCAGUGCUGCAGAUCGACAGGAUUUACUCGCCUACCAGCUCCAGGAGCUGGAAGAAUUCGACCUCAAGGCCGACGAAUUCAGAGUGCUUGAACAGGAUCACAAACGCCUGAGCCGCGCGCACACCACCCUUGCCAGCCUGCAACAGGCGGUAGAUAAACUCGAAGAACUGGAUGACCUGCGCCAUGCCGUGCGCCAGAUACAGAACAUAGACGACGAGCACCCCGAUCUUGCAUCUGGACAAGCAAACCUGGUUUCGGCACUGGGUUUGCUGGACGACGCCAGCCGUGAUUUACGCCACUACCAGGACAAAGUGGUGGUUGAUCCGGAAGCUAUGGCUUUGAUCGAAUCGCGGCUGAAUAUCGCUCAGGAUCUGGCCCGCAAACACCGGGUUGAACCCGAGGCAUUACAUACCCACGCUGCGGCCCUGCGAGCAGAUCUGGACGCCCUGGAUGCAGAUGGUUCGUCCCUGGGCGACAUGCGCAUCCGCGCGGAAGCGCUCAAACAGGACUUCGAUAAGCAGGCCAAAACACUGUCGACCAAACGGCGCAAGGCGGCACCCAAAUUCGGCAAAGCCGUCUCACAAUUCAUGCAGAGCCUGGGUAUCAAAAAAGGCGAAUUUGCCAUCGCUUUCGAAGAACAUACCGGCGAACGCGGCCUCGAACGGGCAGAGUUCAUGGUCACAACUAACCCCAGCUUUCCGGCCGGCCCGUUAACUCAGAUAGCCUCAGGCGGAGAACAAACCCGCAUCGGUCUGAGCAUUCAGAUUGUGGCUGCGCAAAACAGCGCCCUGCCGUGUUUGAUUCUGGAUGAAGCGGAUGUUGGGGUAGGCGGUACAACCGCAGACACCGUGGGGCGCAUUCUGCGUGACCUCGGCAGCCACACGCAGGUGAUCUGCAUUACCCACGCACCCCAGGUAGCCGCGCUGGGCGACAGUCACUACCGUGUCACUAAAAAGGGUGACAAUACACAGAUCCAACCGCUCAGCGAUGACCACCGUAUAGAAGAACUUGCCCGCAUGCUGGCCGGCGCCGACAUCACGGAUGAGACCAGGGAAUACGCCCGCACGCUUCGCGGUGGUGCGAUCCACUAA